Molecule: messenger RNA, 948 nt
Organism: Gossypium raimondii (Peruvian cotton)
Lineage: Eukaryota; Viridiplantae; Streptophyta; Magnoliopsida; Malvales; Malvaceae
Product: NDR1/HIN1-like protein 1
Exons: 1
Coding region: 122-751 (209 amino acids)
Biological process (GO): defense response to other organism
Source: RefSeq, a predicted model, not a curated record
UUCCCACACAAAGUUUAUUUCUUUACACACCCAAAAAACAGAGAGCUAACUUGCUCUGUUUUUUCUCAUCAUCUUUCUUUCUCCCCCUAAAUUCUCACUUCAUAUAUACUUUAUAUCAACGAUGUCGGUAAAAGAGUGCGGCAAUCACGGGAAAUACCGCCGGAAAAUCUUCCGGCGAAUCAUCGCCGGCAUCCUAAUCUUCAUUCUAAUCGUUCUGAUAACAAUUCUUCUCAUAUGGGCCAUCCUCCGUCCCAGCAAACCCAGGUUCAUCCUCCAAGACACCACCGUCUACGCUUUCAACGCCUCCACCCCUAACCUCCUCACCUCCAAUUUCCAAGUCACUCUAUCUUCUCGAAACCCCAACGACAGAAUCGGCAUUUACUACGACCGGCUCGACGUUUACGCCACCUACCAGAACCAACAAAUCACCCUCCGAACAUCCAUCCCUCCAACGUACCAGGGUCACAAAGAGAUCAACGUUUGGUCACCCUUCGUCAAUGGGAAUUCAGUGCCUAUCGCACCGGAAUAUUCCGCCAGUUUAGGAUCCGAUCAGAGUGCCGGGUCGGUUUUCUUGAUGAUCAAGAUUGAUGGACGGGUGAGAUGGAAAGUUGGGACUUUUAUUUCCGGGAGGUAUCAUCUUUACGUUAGGUGCCCGGCUUUUAUUACCUUCGGCAGCAAAAGUAACGGCGUUUUGGUCGGAGAAAACGCCAUUAAGUACCAGUUGGUGACUAGAUGCAGUGUUAGCGUGUAAGGUGGCUAGCUGAGGAAGAAGAUGAUGAAAGAUAACGCCGUUAAGUAUAUCGUUUGUUUUACCUUGAUAUUAAGACAAUUUCCCUCGUUUGUUAUUUCACGCCGUUAAAUUUUUAUUUUUCUUUUAUUUGGAGGAUAAAUUGUACAUUUUGCUCUAGAAUAAAAUGGAGGAAAAAAUUAGCAAAAUUUACAAUUAAA